Crotalus tigris (Tiger rattlesnake) is the source of this 7340-nucleotide messenger RNA. It is a transcript of the gene COL27A1, whose product is annotated as collagen type XXVII alpha 1 chain. The transcript has 64 exons. The record is from RefSeq and is a predicted model, not a curated record. Bases 668 to 5911 code for a protein of 1747 amino acids. Gene Ontology annotation, molecular function: extracellular matrix structural constituent. Lineage: Eukaryota; Metazoa; Chordata; Lepidosauria; Squamata; Viperidae.
GUGGAUUCCUGGAUACUCUCCUGACUGAUCUACACGGCAAAGGGUGGAGUGGAGUCCUUCCCAGGCAGAGAACAUGGAGUCUCAACAUCUUUUUUAUAAAGCACGUCUGAACUCCAUUCAUCCCGGGAGCCGUUUCUGAAGAACUUGUCCUGUACCUUUGCGAUCAAAUGAGAUGACCUUUUUUUAGCGUUGGCCUGUAAUUUGGUGGACUCUUAUUUCUGAGCAUCUUCGUCUCGUGGGGGUGAAGCUACCUUUACCCAUCCAGACAGGGGAAUCGGUCCAAAAUUUUGCUAUCUUUUUAGCUCAGAAGUUGAGAAAAAAAAAGAGAACCAUCUUUUCUAGAAGAAAACUGCAAGAGAUUUUUCUUUACUUUUUUAAAAAAGGGUCUGUUUGCAGAGAGACUCCUUCUUCAUCUUAACCUGGAUGUAGGGCACCCGCCAGCGGAGACUUAAAUGGGAAGAGGCGCAAACUUCCAGCAGCCAGGAUUCCUCCGGAGACGGGAGCGCAGCGUCGGCUGAGCCCGGGAGAAGACUUUCCGAGCGGGCUGCUGGCGUUUCAGCCCCUCGGGGAGACGGGUGGGGUGGGGGGAGCCGGCUGGAGCGGAAGAUGCACCCCCGGGCCAGCUUUCCGAGGCUUCGCCGCGAAAGAGCCAUGCACUGAGAACGGGAUGACGCUGGAACCGAGGCCGGUUGCCUUCAGACUCAAAGCCGCCGCGCUAAGGGGGGGGUUCCCUUUUCUCUGGACGGUUUUUUGUCUGACUUGCUUCCUUGGAUUCACGCGUGGAAACCGUGAAGAUGUGGACGUCCUUCAGAGGUUGGGCCUGGUGGGACCAAGGACCUUGGACCUGUCACACUCUGUUCCUCAGGGAGUUGCUCCCUUCACGUUGGGAGUCAUCCUCACCCAGCAGGCACGAGUCGAAGUGCCCUUCAGCUCAGUUAUUCCCUUCCCCGUCAGCGCGGACCUGACCGUUAUGUUAAGUGUGUGUUCCCUCCGGGUCAACAGCGCUUUCCUAUUCACCGUCAAGAGCAGAAGGAAGAAAUUGCAGCUGGGCGUCCAGUUCCUUCCCGGGAAGGUUGUCGUCUACGUCGGUCACAAGCGCUCCGUCUACUUCGAUUACGACGUCCACGACGGGCGGUGGCACAACUUCGCGAUUGACAUCCGAAGCAAAACGGUCACCUUAGUCACCUCCUGCGGGAAAGAAAGGGUACAGGCGGAUUUGCGUCGUAAAAAAAGCAAGGCCUUGGACCCGGCGGGAUCAUUCCUCUUGGGAAGACUCAACCAGCGCUCGGUCCAGUUUGAAGGUGCCCUUUGCCAGUUUGAUAUUUAUCUGUCGACCAAGGCAGCUCAUGAUUACUGCAAGUAUCUGAAAAGACAAUGCAGACAAUUGGAUGCCGUUCGGCCGGACCUCCUGCCUUUUACUCUGGGGCUGUCCAAAGAUCUGAGAACUUUUGAAAUGACACCAAAGCAGGUAGACCUCGCAGCGAUGGGCUUGACGAACUUGACCACUGUGCACCCUCCCACAAGGGUCUUCAAGACCUCCGCUUCGCAGAGGGAUAGGAGGUUUCAGCUAGCAUCUAGCACUGUUCGAGCUCCUAAAGCACCAUCGGCAGCACCAACCGCGAAGAUGAGGUCCACCGUGGCAUUGACAAUCCCAGAAGUGUCGCAACCCCUCCGUGAUCUCCAACAGAUCGCCACAGUGGCACGUCCGAUGUCUCACCGGCCUACUGCCAGGGUUUUAGAUGGGCCUCACGCAGCUUCCGGCGUGAAGAAGCCUCUUUGGUCACCCCGCCCUGAGGUCCUGGCCUUCCCAAACUCGACGGUGAGCUUUGCCCUGGUUCCAGACAAGCAAGCACCCCAAAAGUAUCCGGGUAGCCAAGGACCCACCAUCAGGUCCUCUCAGACACCAGACACCACGAAGCCAACGACGAAGAACCGAAGGAACUCGUCAAGUAGCCGUUCUCCAGCCACCACAAAGCGCAGGUGGGAAAAAGUCACCAGUGGCCCCACCCCGAAGGAGGUUGGGAUCCAGCCAACAAUGAAGAAACCCAGUCCCACCAUGGCUACUGUCUUCUACACCAAACCAGCCCUUGGAGAGGCUUACCCUGUUUAUGAAACACACGGACACAACUCAGAUUUCAUCACGCUGGCUGCUGCAGAUGGCUUUCAGGACUUCAACCCCGUGGGCCCCACCUUAUUUCCCUUCGUUAUUGGACUUCCUGGGUGGAAAGGAGAUCCAGGACCCCCGGGUGCUCCUGGUUUACCUGGGAUCCUGGGCCUUCCCGGCAAGCGAGGACCACGGGGACCUCUCGGCCCUCAUGGAAACCCUGGCCGGCCUGGGCCACCUGGUGCAAAGGGCCAGAAAGGGGAUCCUGGAUCAUCACCUGGGAAAGCAUGGCACGGUCAAAAGGGUGAUAUGGGUUUACCUGGGUUGACAGGACAUCCUGGAUCACCUGGUCGAAAGGGACAGAAAGGAUAUCUUGGUCCAACAGGCCAUUCUGGAGAGCCGGGUGUCCGAGGUGCUCAAGGAAAUCCAGGAGCCAAAGGUUAUCCUGGCAGGCAGGGAUUACCUGGACCGAUAGGAGAGCCUGGCCCAAAAGGUAGCCAGGGGUACAUUGGCCCGCCAGGACUGUUGGGAACGCCCGGGGCCGAUGGGGAAAGAGGAACCCCCGGAGUUCCUGGGAAGAAGGGCAAGAUGGGUAGGCCGGGUUUUCCCGGCGAUUUUGGGGAACGUGGACCACCAGGUAUUGAUGGAAAUCCGGGAGACCUCGGAGCUCUUGGUCCCACUGGAGUCCCCGGCCUUCUUGGUGAUGUAGGUGUCCUUGGAGAAAUGGGCUUCCCGGGACCAAAAGGACUAAAGGGGUUGAUGGGAAAUCCAGGAGAACAUGGACUGAAAGGUGAUAAGGGUGAGGAAGGGAUGGCAGGCAUUCCUGGAGAAAUUGGUUUCCAAGGGGACAAGGGUAGCCACGGAUUGCCCGGGAUACCUGGAUUACGAGGAAAACCAGGCAGAAUGGGAAGAGUUGGUGACAAAGGUGCAGAUGGAAUUCCAGGUCCACCUGGCCCAGAGGGCUUCCCGGGAAGCAUCGGCCCCCCAGGAGAAAACGGCCCCGAAGGUAUUAAGGGAAAGCCUGGCGCGAGGGGUUUGCCUGGUCCCAGAGGAAUACCCGGUCAAGAGGGCAAUGAAGGACCACCAGGUCCCUAUGGCCCCCCAGGGGAAGAGGGUCCUCCAGGGCAGAAGGGGUUUCCUGGCAAACCGGGCCCGGAGGGUUUAAAGGGUGAACCAGGAAACCGAGGACGACUGGGAAAAAUUGGUGACGAGGGUCUGAUGGGGUUCAUCGGUCCAAUCGGGGAGCCUGGCGGCGUUGGGGAGAAGGGAGAUCGGGGCACAGUUGGAUCACCAGGGCCGAUAGGCGUCAAGGGAUCGAUGGGUCAUCCUGGAAUAUCAGGAGAAGUUGGAGACCCUGGCCCCCUUGGACCACCAGGCCCCCCAGGAGUCCGUGGCUCCCCAGGGAUAAGAGGACCAAAAGGUCGACGGGGCGCUCGAGGUCCCGAUGGAACACCAGGCGAAGCGGGACCCCAGGGAUCCAAGGGCCACCCAGGUGAUCCAGGUAAACCAGGACUGGACGGUCAAGAGGGAAAGAUUGGAGAAAUGGGAGAGAUUGGAACUCGUGGCUUCCCUGGCAUCCAAGGACCUUCUGGACCACAAGGAGCGAAAGGGCCUCCUGGAGAUUUGGGACCUCAAGGCCCACCAGGACCACCGGGCCUUUUGGGAGAAAUUGGACAUAAGGGACCUCCUGGUGCACCAGGACAGCGAGGACUUCCAGGAGAAACUGGGAUGAAGGGUGAUCUUGGUCCACUGGGGAUUCCUGGAGAGCAAGGAUUGGUUGGCCAACGGGGAGAACCUGGCCUUGAAGGAGACAGUGGCUCAGCAGGACCAGAUGGACUCAAGGGAGACAAAGGGCAACCAGGCCCAGAAGGGGAACGUGGGGACAAAGGGCAAGGAGGGGACCAAGGAAAAGAAGGCCCCCCUGGCGUUCCUGGAACCCCGGGCAUCCGAGGUCCAGAAGGAAAACCUGGCCAACAAGGAGAAAAGGGCAAAGCUGGACUUAAGGGCAACAAAGGUCACGAGGGACAGCUUGGAGAGACGGGCCCACCUGGACCUAUGGGCUCCACAGGGACUCAGGGCCCCAAAGGAUCAAGAGGUACCCUUGGACCUAGGGGACCUCCGGGCCAGAUGGGUGUCCAAGGAGAGAUGGGAUUAAAAGGCUAUCAGGGACACCCAGGAUCACCGGGCACCAUGGGAUUUCCUGGACCUAAGGGAGAAAAGGGAGAACAAGGUGAUGAUGGGAAGAAGGAGGGACCCCCUGGGCCACCUGGAGAGAGAGGUCCCACUGGCAACAGGGGAGAUCGUGGGGAGUCUGGAGACCCUGGUUAUCCUGGCCAAGGAGGAGUUGAUGGCGAGCGAGGAACAGCCGGGCAGCAAGGUUUGCCUGGACAUCCAGGACCCCCAGGAUCCCCAGGCCUCAAAGGAUCCAAAGGCAGUCUGGGUCAAAAAGGAAAACCAGGAAUAAGGGGUGCCAGAGGCAGCCGUGGAUCACCGGGUCCUCUUGGGCUGCCAGGCCCCCGAGGGGUCAUUGGGCGAGAAGGACAAGAGGGCACCCCUGGAGUUGACGGGAUUCCUGGAAAAGACGGCAACCGUGGGCAAAAAGGUGAACAAGGUGAGGAUGGGGAAGAAGGCACCCCAGGGAUCCCAGGGAAAAGAGGGAACUUCGGAGUCCCUGGCUUACCUGGAGCACAAGGCCCCACAGGAUUUAAGGGAGAAAGAGGUUCGCCUGGAGAGGUUGGUCCAUUGGGUAAAAGAGGUUCUCAAGGUGGAACGGGACUCCCUGGGACCUCCGGUGAUCCAGGAUCCAAAGGACAGCCGGGAGACGUUGGUGAAUCAGGGUUUCCAGGGAUUGCUGGACUCUUUGGCCCAAAGGGACCACCUGGAGAUCUUGGCUUCAAAGGCAUCCAGGGCCCUAAAGGGCCUCAAGGAAUCUGGGGCCAAGAAGGUGUCAUUGGUCCAGUUGGGAUUUCAGGUCGACCAGGAAACACUGGUCCUAAAGGAGAGAAAGGCAGCCAAGGCGAAGCGGGUCUCCAAGGUCCAAAGGGUAUCCCAGGGCCCCGAGGACCUCCUGGCCCACCGGGCCCACCAGGAAUUCAAGCUGCAUUGGGGCAAGAUGACUUCGCUGCAGCUUUCCACUCCACGUUGAUUGCCAGCGCUGUCUUCAGGUCUGAGAGCUACGAACAGAUGGACCUUCCAGUGAUGGAUCAAGGAGGGGAGAUCUUUAAGACCUUGCACUACCUCAGUGUCCUCAUUCAGAGCAUCAAGAGACCCUUGGGGACAAAAGAAAACCCUACCCGUGUUUGUAAAGACCUCAUGAACUGUGAACAAAAGAUGCAGGAUGGCGUCUACUGGAUUGACCCAAAUCUUGGCUGUUCUUCAGACAGCAUUCAGGUCACCUGCAACUUCGCCCAAGGAGGUCACACUUGCCUCAGUCCUAUCACAGCAUCUAAGCUGGACUUCGAUAUCGGAAGAGUACAAAUGAACUUCCUUCACCUCUUGAGCUCUGAAGUCGUUCAGAACAUCACUAUCCAUUGCUUGAACACACCGGUUUGGCCAGAAGGACCAUCAGAAGGGGCCUCCCUACGCUUCAAGGCCUGGAAUGGGCAGCUCUUCGAACAGGGAGGGCAGCUCACACCGGACGUGGUGAUAAACAAUUGUCAGAUUCAAGACGGUCAGUGGCAUCACACCCUCUUUACCUUCCGGACGUACGACAUCCAGCGGCUCCCGAUCGUGGGUGUGUAUAACCUUCCGUCAAGCAAGCCAGGGAAGGAGUAUUUCCUUGAAGUUGGGCCAGUGUGUUUCCUCUAGAAAUCAACUUUUUGUGGUGCUCCACACACACUUCAGCUUCUCAGAAGAGAAGCUGCGUCUUCGGCCAGGAGACUCGGCCACCUGGACCUCUGUCAGCCCCCCGAGACCUGUGGGGGCUUCAGCACUGGGACCACGUCAAACGAGAAGCCUUUGCGGAUCCGUUCAGCCUCUCCAUCUUGGCCCUGGGAGAAAUGGUUCAGAAGAAUCCCAGGGUUGGGGUUGGGGGACCACGGUUGGGCCUGAAGCAACUUCAGAGAUGGCCAGUUGGAAGUUGACAUUCUCUACCUACAGAUGGACUCAUCCCCUCCUCUCCUUCAGCCAAAGGGAGAGGGGGAAAAAAACAAAACACAGUUGCUUGCAGAAAACCCAGCUUUUGGGUGACCCAAGCACACGAUUCCGGAAUCCAGGUCGUUUAUCAAAACAGAGGUUUUGCUGGACAAGACAGGGAAGGGACUUGGAAAAACAAAACAGUUGCCAUCAUAUUAUUAUAAGAUUAUUUUUUAUCUGCUCACUGUUCUGGAACAGGAAGGAUUUUGAUGUGCAAUAUUAAACAGAGAGAGGAGAAAGAAGAGAGAGAAAAAUUAUAGAUAUAUAUAUAUAUUAUUUAAGGCAAGGAAAAAAAAAUCUAAAUAAAAGCCAGCAAGAUUCUUCUUCCUUUUGGAAAUGAAAACAUCCCUUGGAUAUGGGGGGGGGGCGAGAGAGAUGUCUCUUCCUCCCCCCCAAAGUGGAAAGGGGUGAAGAAACUUUGGUGCUAAAUUGAAGAAAAGAAAGAUAAAACGAGAGAGAAAGAGAGAGGGCCAGACUUUUUCAAUUUGAUUCUACCUCUCACUGUGAAAAUAACUGGUGCUCUUUUAUUUUUUAAAGAAGUUGUAAUUAUAUAUAUAUAUAUAUAUAUGAGUAAAACUAUUUAAAAAAUCCUCAGAGGUGCUAGAGUGUCUCUUAACAGCCCUCACCUCUGUUUGGGCAAUGUUCCUUUUGCAGGGAAAAGAACAAAUAAACACAGGGCACGUACUGGUUAAUUGGUACAGCAUCAACGCCGAUUUAAUUUAAAAGCGCAUUAAAUAUUUCUCCAGAUUUUUCUUUGGAACCCACAGUUUCGUUAGCAACUUAUACAGGGUGCGGAGGGCGGGGGGCAAGGCAGGGUGUACAAUUGAAGAGUAGUUUUUAGAUAAUAUAUAUACAUAUAUAAAUAUAUAUAUAUAUAUAUAUACCUGUACGUGUGUGCCAAGUGCAUUUGGUCUUAAGAACAGAGCCUAGAAAAUUUUUUAAAAAAUGUGUGCAUUUUGGGGGAACGUAUGUGCGAGCGAGCCUGGCUUCUUUGCCAGAAGUUCCAGGUUGCGACAAGACCUGAUGGAAGAAAGUUAUUUGGCGUAGCUUUUCUAUCAAUAGGAGAACCCCCGUUUCAGCAUCGGCUUUAGUUUAGGAUAAA